Glarea lozoyensis ATCC 20868 is the source of this 3006-nucleotide messenger RNA. RefSeq names its product Subtilisin-like protein. Gene Ontology annotation, biological process: proteolysis. The transcript is spliced from 3 exons. NCBI's taxonomy places the organism in Eukaryota, Fungi, Ascomycota, Leotiomycetes, Helotiales, Helotiaceae. The record is from RefSeq and is a predicted model, not a curated record. Gene Ontology annotation, molecular function: serine-type endopeptidase activity. The coding region runs from base 1 to 3006 and encodes 1001 amino acids.
AUGGAGGCGCCUACCCCCACCGCCGAAGCUCAGGAAGGUUCCCUACUCGGCAUACGCCCGCAGACCAAGCUCGUCUUCCAUGCCUUCCAAGACCUCAAGCAGAAAGCCGAAGAGGCCUUGGAUCUGGCCCGCGAUGCAACCACGCCUUACAGCGUGCGACUUGUAAAGCUCUUUAUCCGCCUUCUUGAAAACGAGAUCUUACACUUCCGCGGAACGUUGGCAGAGCUCACCGAUAACAAUGAUCGUGCGGUGGAAGUAUUGGACUGGAUCGUGGUCGAGAAAGCGGUCGAAAGCAGCUGCGUCUCUGAUUAUGCCAGAUACUGUGAUAUCCUGAGCGGCAUUUUGCAGGAGCUAGGGAGCAUGGCCGAACUGCUUGGCUUCACGGGGCACCAGUCCAGGGAGAAUGAGGAUCUCUUCCUCAAACGCACAAGAUUGCUACAGGCGCUCUGCACGAUCGAUGGAUCCGCCGGUGCUUCAUUGCAGAUUUCUUUUACCAGAAUCCAGAAAGCGAACGAAGAACUCGUCGCCAUUCAGCGGCUGUCGCAAAAGGAUCCAUCAGCCAACUUUUUCGACGGGCUACUCAGGGUUCGAGAUCAGGUCAAUUCAUCAACCGAGAUUCUUGGAGCGGAGAAUGGGUUUUGCUGUGGGUGUUCAACCUCGCACCAGGUCUACAUGCGUGUGGAAAACUCGCUCAAAGCAAGCGACAAUGAUUCAGGAAUUCAAAAAUGGCCUCAGCCUUGUUCGUUGUUAUUCCUUAAUCACUCAUCCCAGAGCAAGCAGUGGAAGCAAGUUGACAUGAAUUUUGACCCUGUACGUAUCCCAAAAGCUCCUGUGGCUGCAACUUCAUCCCGGGAAACGAUAGGGAAAAUCUCAUCGCAACAGAUCGAAGACAAGACUGAGGAGAGCAAGCCGGAGAAAAGAGAGAAAAGGGAGAACAAGAAAGAGGGCUUUGCACGGAGGAUGCUGAAAGCGAUUCCAUUCCGAAGGGAAACCCCCUCUAAACCAUCUUCAAGUGCGCCAGCUGUAGAAGCCAACAGUCGAACACCCUCGCCGCCUCCACCUCCACCGAUGACUAGCGAACCUAGUAAUGGCCUUUGCGCAUUUUUUAAUGACAAGGCAGGUGUAAACGACGACAUGGGCGUUGAGAAGGACAGCGCUGGUGUUAUCACUAUCUACCGACAGGAACUAAAACACAAAUUGCUCCUGAGCGUGGUAGAUGGAACGACGAAUUCUAAUAUGAGAUGGGCUACCCCUUUGCCUAUCCACAAGCCACCCGAAGAUCCCCAUCGCCUACAGCUUUCGAUAGAACAGAAGCUUCAAUUAGCACACAAGGUGGCAUUCAGUUUAUUCUGCUUAUUCUCCACGCCCUGGGUUCGGGAUUCUUGGACCAGUGACGAUGUAUAUUUAACUUGGCAAGAGAGCUACGACAGCAUUGUGUACCCAUUGUUCUUGCACAACGCAACUGUCCCGGACUCCUUAAUGAUCACUUUCAGCACCUCUGGACCCUCGAAACCCAAAAUACCCUUCACGAACCGUCUUGGCCGUUUCUUGGUAGAACUCUGGUGCGGGACGUCGUGGAGUCGCCUCGAGAAAACCUUCCUCGCAAGUGAUGGGCCAUCAAACAUCGUGGACUCCGACGUCUUCAUCUUGACCAGACUUCUCAAGUGGGUCAAUGAUACUAAAAUUGCCGAUGGAAACAAGCCGUUUCAUUUGGAGGGUAGUUCUUACCUUCUGGCAGUGCAGAAAUGUUUUCUGUGUGACUUUAACACGGCUCAGCUGGAUCACAAAGCUCCCUUGGAUAAUGAAAAUUUUGCCCGUUGGGUAUAUAAGCAUGUCUUGCGCCCACUUCAAUAUGCCUUGGAAGAUUUUCAGACUCGGCAGGAUCGAUUCUUUGGAGCCCGCCUGGAUUUGCUCCCUGAGAAAAGUAGGCCGUCUAACGCUGAGACUACAAAACGUUUACGUUUGUUUGCCAUUGAAGAGGUUGAGGGAGAUAGGGAAAAAAAAGAAAAAGCUGCCGACGACUGGUUCUUCGAAUAUGGCCAAGUGAAAGAACUGGUGAGAGCUAUCGGUCGGGAGCGCCCAGAUGAACCUGCCGAUCGAAUUAGAGUAGCAAUUCUAGACACAGGCGUCGAUGUAACGCAUGACGAUCUGCACCCACUCUGGCUCAGUGGCCAGAUUGUCUACCAGAAUUUUGUUGGAACGCGUUCCAACAUUCCCCAAGAUGAUGAUGGCCAUGGAACACACGUCACAUCGAUAUUACUACAGAUCGCGGAGAACGUGGACGUCUAUGUAGCUCGGGUAUCUCCUGAUGGACUGAAAUGGAACAGCAGUGAGGUUGAAAAUGCAAUCCGUUGGGCUACUAAUGAGAAGCAAGUCCACAUCAUAUCCCUUUCUUUCGGGUUUCCAAAUGCCGAUCAAAGCUUGGAAGGUAUCCGAAAGGUUCUUCUCGAAGCCCACGCCGCGGAUGUGUUGAUUUUCGCUGCUACCGGCAAUGUCGCCGCUGGAAACGCCAUAUCAUUCCCUGCAUGUCUAGAUGAAGUAAUUUCGGUUUCAUCAACCGACGGAGACCAUGAGCUGAGCAAAUUCGUCCCAGAUCUCCGAGUAGGAAAGCGUCUUUGUGCCAUCGGAGAGGCCAUCGAAGCCGCCUGGAUCGACCAGAAAGACUCAACCCUCCCCGUCCACUCAAGCACACGGCGCAAAGCUGGGACUUCCUAUGCCACGCCUGUGAUCGCCGGCGUGGCAGCCAUGGUCAUGGACCUGAUCUGGUCCGAUAUGGAGACUUUCGAGUACCAGUGCCAAACGCUGCGGACCAAUCGCGGGAUGCUGGCUAUCUUGGAACUCAUGGUCUGGAAGAACAGAGACACCAAGAUUGAGUGUCUUAAGCCGUGGAUUUUCUUUAAUAAGAAUAGGUGGAAGGCGUUUUCGAAAAAUGAAAAGUCGGCUAUCUUUUCCAUUUUGGCUGAUACGCUUACUAAUAUAUAUGGGAAAGGGUCGUCGAAGAGUUGA